AUGGCGGCUCCGCUUGUCCUUCUGACAUUAUUUCUGCUCGACCUGUGCUGGUGCUGCUCCUCCUCUGUCCACGUCACUUCCGUCUUCCAGUGGGACGUGAUGGAUUUCAACUGGCCCUCUGAGGAGAAGAGAACCAAGGCCGUGCUCGACAAAAGCUUCAAACCUGAGAGUAUUAGUCCGCGAUACGCGGCCGUUUUCGGCAACAGACUCUUCCUCAGCCUCUCCAAAGAAAAUGGCGGCAAUCCCGUGUCUCUGGCAUGGCUGCCAACCAGAAGCACGUCAGCUUCAGAGCCGCCCAAACUCAAUCCUUUUCCAUACUGGCGAAUGCACGAAGGACCGAACCGCAGUGACACGAUAAUGCGGGCGACGGGUCUGGAAGUCGACCGACUCGGCAGGUUGUUGUGGGUGUUGGACGUGAGUUAUCAAAACUCGAAAUCAAAGCUCUGGAUCUUCAACCUGAAGGAAAACGAUGCCAUCCAUCUCGUGCAUCAGUUUGGCGACAUUUUCGGCCUGAACGACCUGGUGUUGGACGAGACGCCGGACGACUGGCUGGCCUACAUCACGUAUUACCUCUCCGACAACCUCAUUGCUUUCAGCUUGAAGACAAAUCAAUCGUGGCUCGUGGAAACGCAGGGCCAGAGAUUCGUCGCAAUCGCCAUUUCGCCUAAAAAUGAGCAGAUUUAUCUCAGCAACCACGGCUCCAAGGAAUUGUAUUCGAUCGGCUCGGGAAGCUGA
Cloeon dipterum is the source of this 735-nucleotide messenger RNA. Its product is annotated as protein yellow-like. Lineage: Eukaryota; Metazoa; Arthropoda; Insecta; Ephemeroptera; Baetidae. The record is from RefSeq and is a predicted model, not a curated record. The transcript has 3 exons. The coding region runs from base 1 to 735 and encodes 244 amino acids.